Lolium rigidum is the source of this 2011-nucleotide messenger RNA. RefSeq names its product casein kinase 1-like protein 2. Gene Ontology annotation, biological process: endocytosis; peptidyl-serine phosphorylation; signal transduction. Gene Ontology annotation, molecular function: ATP binding; protein serine/threonine kinase activity. Bases 164 to 1585 code for a protein of 473 amino acids. Lineage: Eukaryota; Viridiplantae; Streptophyta; Magnoliopsida; Poales; Poaceae. The record is from RefSeq and is a predicted model, not a curated record. The transcript has 14 exons. Gene Ontology annotation, cellular component: cytoplasm; nucleus.
CACAACCGCCCCACAAAAGGAAAAAUAUCCACAAUCCCACACUCUGAUCCCCGCUCAAACCCUAGCUCCCAAUCCGCGCAAUUCCUCCCCUGGCUCCGGUUCCUCCGUCGCUGGAUGUCCCCAGACUAGGCGGCGUCUCCGUAGCGUGACUGCGCGGGUGCCGAUGGAGCCGCGCGUGGGUAACAAGUACCGCCUGGGCCGCAAGCUUGGCAGCGGCUCCUUCGGGGAGAUCUACCUCGGUACUAACGUGCAGACCAACGAGGAGGUCGCGAUUAAGCUUGAAAAUGUGAAGACAAAGCAUCCCCAGUUGUUAUACGAGUCAAAGUUAUACAGGAUACUACAGGGCGGAACUGGGAUUUCAAAUGUCAAGUGGUUUGGUGUCGAGGGUGACUACAAUGUUCUUGUUAUGGACGUCUUGGGGCCAAGCCUUGAAGACCUUUUUAGCUUUUGCAACAGGAAACUGUCGCUCAAAACUGUUGUGAUGCUUGCUGAUCAAAUGAUCAACCGAGUUGAAUUUAUACAUUCAAAGUCCUUCUUGCAUCGAGAUAUUAAGCCAGACAAUUUUCUCAUGGGCCUCGGAAAGAGAGCAAACCAGGUAUAUAUGAUUGAUUUCGGACUGGCAAAGAAAUAUAGAGACACUUCAACACACCAGCACAUUCCAUACAGAGAGAACAAAAAUUUGACUGGGACAGCUCGAUAUGCAAGUGUUAACACCCAUCUCGGAAUUGAACAAAGCAGAAGGGAUGACAUGGAAUCUCUUGGAUAUGUACUCAUGUACUUCUUGAGAGGAAGUCUCCCAUGGCAGGGCUUAAAAGCUGGGAAUAAGAAACAGAAGUAUGAGAAAAUUAGCGAACGGAAGAUCGCCACUUCAAUUGAGGUUCUUUGUCGUGGAUACCCUUCUGAGUUUCAGUCUUACUUCCAUUACUGCCGCUCACUGCGUUUUGAGGAUAGUCCAGACUAUCAAUAUCUGAAGAGAUUGUUCAGAGACCUUUUUAUUCGAGAGGGAUUCCAGUUUGAUUAUGUUUAUGACUGGACCAUUCUUAAAUACCAACAGUCACAGAUGACCAGUGUUCCACCACGAGCUAUUGCCGCUGCAGCAGGACAAAGCUCUGGGAUGGCUCCAAUUACAAGUAACAGUAGACUGUUAGCCACUGAAGAGGGAAGGAGAAGUGGGUGGACAGAUGAUCCUACACGACGUCAGGUUCCACCUACAGGAAUAAAUGCAGGCAGCUUAUCAAAACAGAAGUCACCAGUUAGACCAGAUCUGUCCACAUCGAAAGAUGCUGCGUUCUCCAGUUCGACUUUUUUGGGUCGGUCAGGCGGAUCCUCAAGGCGACCUGCUGUUUCUAGUAGCCGAGAACUGCCAAGCAGUGAAGCUGAACCAUCACGCAGUCGUACACCAGAUGCGAGUCCAGGCACAUUUCAGAGAAACGCAGCUCCACGGAGGAGCUCACUAACGCUUGAAUACUCUGACCCCCGGCAUUCAUCAUCUGCCCGCCAUGCAUCUAACAGCAAGAACUAUGAGUCCACUAUAAGGGGCAUCCAAGGCCUGAAUUUCGAUGCCAACGAUAGGAUCCACUACUAGUAUCUUCUGGAUCCUAGAUCAUGUAUAAUCUGUGAUCAUCUGAAGUUAAAAUUUGGAGCAAGGAUUCCGAGCUACUCUCCUACCCCAUGAUCUACAAGCUACAAGGUGGAGUGGCGACACCGGCAAGGCCACCUGUUGACCCAAAGAAAUGAUGGCUGGCUAGUUGAAAUAAACUGUCGCCAGGCUCUGCGACGGCCACAGCCUUAGAAUGGCAUGUUGGGCCUAUGUUUUAGCCUCUGUGUACAGGUUUUAGUUUGUUUUACUGUGAGACGCUACUUUCUUAUAUUUCACAUAAUAGUAUGUUUGGAAAUAUUUGCCUACUGGGUCAUGUCUCAGGUGCUUUGUUGACCUGCACAGCGCAAGUUUGGAAACUGUAAGCUAAAAUGAUAAUUGAAUUAUUUGAAAGCGUUAUUGUGGAUUGUGAUC